AUGGCUCGCAGGUACAAUCUAGGAGCCAAUGCCUUUUUUCUGGUUUGCUUCUCUCUUUUACUCCCAGUUCAGCUCUUUCUCGGCAUAAAGCACAAAUCAUGGGGUUUUAUGGUAGGUAUGGUCUGCGGUCUCAUCCUGGAGAUCUUGGGUUACGCGGCUCGAAUGGGUCUGAGUAAAGGCGUCGAUUUAUUUCUCAUGUACAUUGUCACCCUUACGAUAGGGCCAGCCUUUCUCAGCGCGGCCAUUUACCUCUGCUUAGCCCGCAUCAUUCCGGUCUAUGGCCAACACCUUGCUCGGUUCCGACCGGUGGUAUACACAACCAUAUUUAUACUGCUCGACUUUUUCGCUCUGCUGCUACAAUCAGCCGGUGGUGCGCUGGUUGGAGGGGAUGAUGCCACCAUGUGGGCCACUGGUCUGUCUAUUCUCAAGGCCGGCCUCUCGAUACAUCUUGUGGGCAUCGUCGUAUACUCCUACCUUUGUUUCGACUUUGCUUUCCAAGUGGUCAGGAAUCGGAGCAAAUGGCAGAGUAGGUUUGCUCCGCUGCAAGCUUCAAGUCGGUUUCGGAGGUUCUGUUCUUGUCUCGCCAUUAGUACACUUGCGAUCCUUAUUCGAACCGCCUUUCGUGUCGCUGAGUUAAGCAAAGGGUUUCAUAGUAAGAUUGCAGAGAGCGAACCGGCGUUUUUAGUCCUCGACGGCACUAUGAUUCUUAUCGCUUGUCUCUGUCUCACAGCAUACCAUCCUGGGCCAUCCUUUGAAGGCUAUUGGCCAGAAGCUAAUUUUAGCCUCAAAUAG
Molecule: messenger RNA, 792 nt
Organism: Fusarium redolens
Lineage: Eukaryota; Fungi; Ascomycota; Sordariomycetes; Hypocreales; Nectriaceae
Product: RTA-like protein
Exons: 3
Coding region: 1-792 (263 amino acids)
Cellular component (GO): fungal-type vacuole; plasma membrane
Source: RefSeq, a predicted model, not a curated record